This is a messenger RNA of Pneumocystis murina B123, 1191 nucleotides long. RefSeq lists its product as hypothetical. Lineage: Eukaryota; Fungi; Ascomycota; Pneumocystomycetes; Pneumocystales; Pneumocystaceae. The coding region runs from base 1 to 1191 and encodes 396 amino acids. The transcript has 5 exons. The record is from RefSeq and is a predicted model, not a curated record. Gene Ontology annotation, molecular function: macrolide binding; peptidyl-prolyl cis-trans isomerase activity. Gene Ontology annotation, cellular component: chromatin; nucleolus.
AUGGUUCAAGCCGUAGCGUUAUGGGGCUGUAAAGUUGAGCCAGGAAAACGUGUUCCCGCUCAUGAUGAUGAGGAUACAGCUGGUGCAUUUCGUUUAACUAUGGCUGCCAUUGAUUCAUCUGAUAAAUCUUCUAAAUCUUCUACCAUAAAAGUUAUUCGUAGACCAAGGUUCCAUGGCGAUGAUGAUAACAUUGAUGAUAGUGAUGAUAUUUCUGAAUCUGAUCUUAAAGAGCUUGAAGUUGAGUUUGUACUUUGUACCUUAAAGCAUGGCGAUCAAUAUCAACAAAGUUUGGAUUUGACAUUUAGUGCGGAUGAAGAAGUGUUUUUUACUACUAGUGGAGAUUGUCCUGUAUAUCUUACAGGUAAUCAUGUUAUUCUUUCGGACUUUGAUGAUGAUUAUGAUAUUUCUUCUAAUGAGGAUGAGCUUUUUGAUAAAUAUUCAGAUGAUCUUGAUGCUAAUGAUUCUGAAUCUGAUGAAUUAGGUGAUGAUAGUCCUAAAAUUGAAGAACUUUCAUCGUCUGAAAGUAAAGCUUCUGAUUCAGAAAAAAAGAGAAAUUUAUUAGACAAUGGUUUAGAUGGUCUAGAUAAUUUAGAUAGUGUGAUAAGAAAUAAUGGCAAUAAACAGGAUAUUUCUAAAAAAAGAAUUUUAGACAGUGGUGAUGUCGAUAUUUCAAAGCUUACUAAAAAACAAAGAAAAAAAUUUAAACAUAAUUCUGAUAAAUCUUCUUUUUCUGAGGAAAAAAGUGAAUCGAAUAUUUUCUCGAAAAAUAAUGAUUCGGAAUCUCGUAAUUUUCAGAAUUCUAAACCUAGUGUUACCUUUGCUAAGGAUCUUGAUCAGUAUUCUACUAAAACAUCUAAAUCUAAAACAUUAGAAGGAGGUGUGGUUAUUGAGGACAAAGUAGUUGGCAAAGGCCCUCAGGUGAAAGAUGGAUGCAGGGUUGGGGUGCGUUAUAUUGGGAAACUUUUAAAUGGAAAGCAGUUCGAUUCUAAUACUAAGGGGAAGCCUUUUUCUUUUGUUGUAGGAAGUGGUGAAGUUAUUAAAGGAUGGGAUGUUGGUAUAAAAGGGAUGUCAUUGGGUGGUCAAAGACGUAUUACAGUUCCCUGUUCUAUGGCCUAUGGAAAAAAGGCGCUUUCAGGCAUUCCAGCUGGUUCUGAUCUUGUUUUUGAGGUCAAACUUGUAAAGAUGAAUUAA